Callorhinus ursinus (northern fur seal) is the source of this 1443-nucleotide messenger RNA. RefSeq names its product vacuolar protein sorting 25 homolog (gene VPS25). Gene Ontology annotation, cellular component: ESCRT II complex. NCBI's taxonomy places the organism in Eukaryota, Metazoa, Chordata, Mammalia, Carnivora, Otariidae. Gene Ontology annotation, molecular function: structural molecule activity; protein homodimerization activity. The record is from RefSeq and is a predicted model, not a curated record. Gene Ontology annotation, biological process: protein transport to vacuole involved in ubiquitin-dependent protein catabolic process via the multivesicular body sorting pathway.
GAAGAGGCGUCCGGAACCUUUCUGCUGUGCUUUUUGCCCGGACGUGCCGAAGCGGAGGCCGGAAGUCCUUUGCCCGGAGGUUCCGGGUUUCCUGGGCUACUACAAUGGCGAUGAGUUUCGAGUGGCCGUGGCAGUAUCGCUUCCCGCCCUUCUUUACGUUGCAGCCGAACGUGGACACUCGGCAGAAGCAGCUGGCCGCCUGGUGCUCGCUGGUCCUGUCCUUCUGCCGCCUGCACAAACAGUCCAGCAUGACGGUGAUGGAAGCUCAGGAGAGCCCGCUCUUCAACAACGUGAAGCUACAGCGGAAACUCCCUGUGGAAUCAAUCCAGGUUGUAUUAGAGGAACUAAGGAAGAAAGGGAACCUGGAGUGGUUGGAUAAGAACAAGUCUAGCUUCCUGAUCAUGUGGCGAAGGCCAGAAGAAUGGGGGAAACUCAUCUAUCAGUGGGUUUCCAGGAGUGGCCAGAACAACUCCGUGUUCACCCUAUAUGAACUGACCAAUGGGGACGACACAGAGGAUGAGGAGUUCCAUGGGCUGGAUGAAGCAACCCUGCUUCGGGCUCUGCAGGCUCUACAGCAGGAGCACAAGGCUGAGAUCAUCACUGUCAGCGAAGGCCGAGGUGUCAAGUUCUUCUAGCAGAGACCUGUCUCCAUUGACUUCUUACCUCCCACCCUUCUAGGGCUUUCAAAGGGAGACAGACCCACAGACUGGAUCUGUGACUCCACCAGACUCAAAAGGGCUCCAGUCCAGGGAUGAGGUUUCCCACUUACUCCGUGUGUAUGUCUCUGGGGACGGGUGAGGCUGAGGCGCCAGGGGGAAAAGAUGUGCUUCUCUUUGCCCUACCUCUUCUCCCAUCCUAGACUGUCCCUGAGCCAGGGUCUGUAAACCUUUAACUCCACAUGUGUCCACACACGUUAAGUACAUACACACGCACGCCUGCACAAGCUUCUGUCUCUCCCCCUUCCCACCCCCUUAGCUGCUAUUGCCUCCCCUCUCAGGCUGGUGCUGGAUCCUUCCUAGGGGAUGGGAGAAGCCCUGGCUGCAGGCAGCCUUCCAGGCAAUGUGAAGACAGGAGGCCCAGGAAGGGGCCUGGCAGUGAGAGGCCAGGCUGGACACUGAUUUAUGAUAUUAAAAAGCUCAACCCCACUUGCCUGCCUGCCAUUGGAAGUUACUACUGGAAUGGGCAUGGGGAGAGCUGCGAAGCGUUGCCCCCUGAGUGAAUACCAGCCUAGGAGAGGGGAGAGGCCUUUGGCCUUUGUAAAUGAAAAGGUCCUCCAGUGCUGGCAGGCUCCAGUGAGUCUGUGGUUUUACAUCUGCUGGGUGGGCUGUGUGGGGGAGUGCUGAUGGAACACAGCUUGGGGACAGACUUUCUUUCUCUGAAUUGGAGCAACUUAAUGGCUUCCCCUUCCCUCACCAUCUCCCCCCAUGAAAGUCCUGAACCACU